Gopherus flavomarginatus (Mexican gopher tortoise) is the source of this 3657-nucleotide messenger RNA. It is a transcript of the gene AARS1, whose product is annotated as alanyl-tRNA synthetase 1. Gene Ontology annotation, cellular component: cytoplasm; mitochondrion. NCBI's taxonomy places the organism in Eukaryota, Metazoa, Chordata, Testudines, Testudinidae. Gene Ontology annotation, molecular function: ATP binding; amino acid binding; nucleic acid binding. The record is from RefSeq and is a predicted model, not a curated record. The transcript is spliced from 20 exons. The coding region runs from base 20 to 2926 and encodes 968 amino acids. Gene Ontology annotation, biological process: alanyl-tRNA aminoacylation; tRNA modification.
UUUGUGUGGUGGUCUCAGGAUGGAAACGACACUGUCAGCUAAGCAGAUCCGGCAAAAGUUCAUUGAUUUCUUCAAGGAGCACCAGCACACCUAUGUCCACUCAUCUGCGACUAUCCCCUUGGACGAUCCUACGCUGCUCUUUGCCAAUGCUGGCAUGAAUCAGUUCAAACCCAUCUUCCUCAAUACCCUUGAUCCCUCCCACCCCAUGGCUAAACUGACCAGAGCCGCCAAUACCCAGAAGUGCAUCCGAGCUGGGGGCAAACACAACGACCUGGAUGAUGUGGGGAAAGACGUCUACCACCACACCUUCUUUGAGAUGCUGGGGUCUUGGUCAUUUGGCGAUUACUUUAAGGAACUGGCUUGUAAACUGGCUCUGGACCUUCUCACCAACGAGUUCGGCAUCCCCAUUGAAAGACUCUAUGUCACUUACUUUGGUGGCAACGAGGCAGCCGGAUUAGAGCCAGACCUUGAGUGCAAACAGAUCUGGCGGGAUUUGGGACUGGCUGAGAGCAAGAUCCUGCCUGGCAGCAUGAAGGAUAACUUCUGGGAAAUGGGGGAGACAGGCCCCUGUGGCCCCUGCAGUGAGAUUCAUUAUGACCGGAUUGGGGACAGGGAUGCCUCGCACCUCGUCAAUCAAGAUGACCCCAAUGUCUUGGAGAUCUGGAACCUGGUGUUCAUACAGUUUAACAGAGAGGCUGACGGGACCCUGAAACCUCUUCCCAAGAAGAAUAUUGAUACCGGGUUGGGUCUGGAAAGGCUGGUGUCUGUGCUGCAAAACAAGAUGUCCAACUAUGACACUGAUCUCUUCAUCCCAUACUUCGAAGCCAUCCAGAAGGGCACUGGGGCCAGGCCGUACACAGGGAAGGUUGGUGCUGAGGAUGUAGACGGUAUAGACAUGGCAUACCGAGUCCUGGCAGAUCACGCCCGAACUAUCACUGUGGCACUUGCUGAUGGAGGGAGACCUGACAACACUGGCAGAGGGUAUGUUCUGAGAAGGAUUCUCCGGCGGGCCGUGCGCUACUCCCACGAGAAGCUCAAUGCCCCCAAGGGCUUCUUCGCCUCACUGGUCGACGUCGUGGUGCAGUCACUGGGCGACGCGUUCCCCGAGCUAAAGAAGGACCCGGAUAUGGUGAAGGAUAUUAUCAAUGAAGAAGAGGUUCAGUUCCUGAAAACGCUCAGUAGAGGGCGCCGCAUCCUGGACAGGAAGAUCCAGAGCUUGGGAGACAGUAAAACGAUCCCUGGGGACACUGCCUGGCUGUUGUACGACACCUAUGGUUUCCCCGUGGAUCUCACUGGACUCAUUGCCGAGGAGAAGGGCCUCACUGUGGACAUGGAGGGCUUCGAGGAAGAGCGGAAGAUGGCUCAGCUGAAGUCUCAGGGCAAGGGAGACGGUGCAGAAGACCUCAUAAUGCUGGACAUCUAUGCUAUUGAAGAGCUCCGCACCCGGGGACUGGAGGUAACCGACGACUCGCCUAAAUACAACUACACAUCGGAUCCCAGUGGUGCCUACGAGUUUGAGAGCCCAGUGGCCACUGUGCAAGCAAUCCGCAGGGAGAAGAGGUUUGUGGAGGAAGUGUCUACGGGCCAGGAGUGCGGCAUAGUGCUGGACAAGAGCUGCUUCUACGCCGAGCAGGGCGGGCAGAUCUAUGACGAAGGCUACCUGGUCAAGGAAAACGACAGCAGCGAGGAUAAAGCGGAGUUCACGGUGAAGAACGUGCAGAUCCGGGGGGGCUACAUGCUUCACAUAGGAAUGGUCUAUGGGAGCCUGAAAGUGGGAGACCAAGUCCAUCUGUAUAUUGAUGAGCCAAGGCGGAGACCCAUCAUGAGCAACCACACUGCCACCCACAUCCUCAACUUUGCCCUGCGCUCGGUGCUGGGGGAUGCCGACCAGAGAGGGUCCCUGGUUGCCCCAGACAGGCUGCGAUUUGACUUCACUGCCAGAGGAGCCAUGUCCACCCAGGAGAUCAAGAAAACAGAAGAGAUUGCCAACCAAAUGAUAAAGGAAGCCAAGAUUGUAUAUGCCAAGGAUUGCCCUCUGGCAGCAGCAAAAGCUAUCCAGGGCCUGCGGGCUGUGUUUGAUGAGACCUACCCUGAUCCUGUGCGUGUUGUCUCCAUUGGCAUCCCCGUGGAGGACAUGCUGGCUGAUCCCUCCAGCGCCGCUGGCUCUAUCACUUCCGUCGAGUUCUGCGGAGGGACACACCUUCAGAACUCAAGCCAUGCUGGCCCUUUUGUGAUUGUCUCUGAAGAAGCGAUUGCUAAAGGCAUCCGGAGGAUAGUUGCAAUCACUGGUGCUGAGGCGCUGAAGGCACUCAGGAAUGCGGACAGCCUCAUGAAAUCGCUCUCUGCCCUGGAUGCCAAAGUGAAGGUCCAAACCACUCCCAACAAGGACGUGCAGAAGGAGAUUGCAGACCUCAGUGAGACACUGGCUACCGCAAUUAUCCCACAGUGGCGGAAGGAUGAGCUGAGAGAGGCGCUCAGAGCUCUGAAGAAGUUUAUGGAUGACCUGGACCGCACAAGCAAAGCAGACAUCCAGAAACGAGUGCUGGAGAAGACCAAGCAGCUCAUUGACAGUCAUCCUAACCAGCCACUAGUGGUCCUGGAAUUGGAGAGUGGAGCUUCAGCAAAGGCCCUGAAUGAAUCUCUGAAGCUAUUCAAGGCUUAUUCCCCUCAGACUGCGGCCAUGCUCUUCUCAGUGGAUAAUGAAGCUGGAAAGAUCACCUGCUUAUGCCAAGUACCUCAGGAGGCAGCCAACAAGGGUCUGAAGGCCAGCCAAUGGGUGCAGGAGGUGUCGGGGCUGAUGGAUGGCAAAGGUGGUGGGAAAGAUGGCUCUGCCCAGGCUACGGGCAGGAAUGUUGGCUGCUUAGAGGAGGCUCUGAAACUGGCCACAGACUUUGCUAAGCUCCACCUGGGCGAGUUGAAGAACUGACCUAAUGCCCCUGCACUGGCUCAUGGCACAUAAGGGAAUGCUCUCAACUCCCUCCUCAUUCUCAUCAGCCUGGCUGAUAGGUUACCGUUUACUCUAGUGGAGACUGCGGAGACGGAGGCUGCAUGUCAUUCCUUCUGAAUCCAUCUGCUUGAGACAUUAGCAGACUAAAAGCAGAAUCAUGCCGUAGUGCUCAAAACAAGGGACAGAGAGCCGGUAACUUGUGUCCUAAUCUGGCUCGGAGGUCUCCUGCUGUAGCCUUGGUUAAGUCACUUCACUUUUGUCUGUCGCUGUUCCUUGUGAAAAAUCAAGCUGAUAAUACUGACCUACUUCCGAGGGCUGCUGUGAGGAUUAACUAAUUAUUGUAAAGUCUGCAAAGCGCAGUCCAAGGUGCUAAAUAUUAUCAAUCUUCUAAAAUAAAUUAAGAUGCAUCAAGGCAAGAGUCUUCACAUACCAACCCCCACCUCCCUUCCUGUUACUACCACUGGAAGCAUGAGCUGUAAUGAGAAUGGGAGUGGGAGCUACGGUCCAAGCCGCUAGAGUAUUUUGUCCGUCACCACUGUUACCCAGCUGUGGAUAAUGUGGGAAGCUCUUAACUCAGUUCAUUGACAAUAUUAAUAUUGCGUUAAUUUAAGCUGCUAUAGCUAUAUCUCCUGCCUUUAGCGGGGCAAACGUACCUCUGCUUGUAACUGUGAGCAGUAGGCUCAGUGUUAAUAAAAUGACACAUAGAGUGA